Messenger RNA from Vespula vulgaris, 2502 nucleotides. It is a transcript of the gene Arf79F, whose product is annotated as ADP-ribosylation factor 1. Gene Ontology annotation, molecular function: GTPase activity; GTP binding. Gene Ontology annotation, biological process: intracellular protein transport; vesicle-mediated transport. Bases 408 to 956 code for a protein of 182 amino acids. Gene Ontology annotation, cellular component: cytoplasm; plasma membrane. The record is from RefSeq and is a predicted model, not a curated record. NCBI's taxonomy places the organism in Eukaryota, Metazoa, Arthropoda, Insecta, Hymenoptera, Vespidae. The transcript has 5 exons.
UGAAUCCUUUCCACGUCCGCCAUUUUGACAUACGGUACUUUUCGAGAGUGUUGGUUUUAUGUUUUAUCGUUUCUCGUGAAAAAUAAUCUUUUUUACUGAAACGUAAGUAACGUAAGUGAUAUAUACGUGGAAGGUGUCGUUAAAAGGGUUCUCAAUAAUCAGGCCAAGUUAAAUAAAUAAUGGAAGUUUGAGCGUGGAACCUUUGACGAUUCGCUGGGGAGUAGGUCGAAGGUGACAGACAACCGGGUGUACGCAGUGGCUUCGCAAACCGCACAAUAUCCCCCGCCUUGUUUGCAUUACUACGAUAUUGGCGUAUUAAGUAGCCAAGACGUUUUAAAAGUGCAUAAACCGACAGCAAAGCACUCUAAAGAUAUAUAAUAAGGGUAUCUAUAUAACUAAUACCAACCAUGGGGAAUAUGUUUGCAACAUUAUUCAAAGGCCUCUUUGGCAAAAAAGAAAUGAGAAUUUUGAUGGUAGGCCUCGAUGCAGCUGGUAAAACCACAAUUCUGUACAAAUUAAAAUUAGGGGAAAUUGUUACAACGAUUCCCACUAUAGGGUUCAAUGUAGAAACAGUCGAGUAUAAAAACAUAAGUUUUACUGUAUGGGAUGUAGGUGGCCAAGACAAAAUCAGACCUUUGUGGCGACAUUACUUCCAGAAUACACAAGGACUUAUAUUUGUCGUUGAUAGUAAUGAUAGGGAACGUAUCGGUGAAGCACGCGAGGAGUUGAUGAGAAUGUUAGCAGAGGAUGAGCUUAGAGAUGCGGUACUUUUAAUAUUUGCUAAUAAACAAGAUCUGCCAAAUGCAAUGAAUGCUGCAGAAAUAACUGAUAAACUGGGUUUGCAUUCUUUACGUAAUCGUAAUUGGUACAUACAAGCAACGUGUGCCACGAGUGGAGAUGGACUUUACGAGGGUUUAGAUUGGCUCUCCAAUCAACUUAAAAAUGCCAACCGCUAAUCGGAACGUUAUUUUGUCAACAUUCAGUUGCUAUAUUAACAUCAUACAAAAACAGCUGCACACCCGUCCCCCCCACGAACGAAUAAUAUUUUAAAAGAGCAGUAACACUGUGUGCGAAGCGCAAGAUCUUUUGGAUCUUGAGUGGAGGGUGAACAGGUUAUCGUAUGUUGUCACUGUGCCAGAGGAAGUUUUGGGGGGAGGGGAGUGGGGAAAAACGGUCGUGAGCACACAAUCGAACGGCCACACAGGACUAUUGCCUUGAGCAACUUAUUAUUAUAAUUAUUAUUACAUUAGCAUUAUAGUUACACUUUUUACACAGAGAUACCACAAGAAAUGUGGACAAAAACUUGAAGUAAUUGUAUUAAAGUACCUAACUCUGAAACAUACAAUACACAUUAAUUAAUUAAUUAAUUAAUUAAUAAUUUAAAUGAUAUCUUUGACAAACAAAAAAGAAAGAAGAAAAAAAAACAAUUUAAGAACAAGACAAAUGCGAAAAGUACCCACGGUGUUGUCAGUUUGAAUGCGUUGGACAUACUGAUUAUUCAUAAUGUAGCUGCAUAUUGUACAUUACAUUAUAUAAAUACGAUGAUAAAAUGUGAUCAAUAGAUGGUGAGAGAAUGUUGCUCUGCCCAUUACAUUGCAAAAUGUUACAUUGGCCCAUCAGUUUAAAUAGAAACAGAGAGUAAAAUAACUGACGGUGCAAUGACUUACUGUUUCUAAUUACAACAAAUUUGUUUCUAUUUUUUUAAGUUUUUUUUUCACUGAAUAGACUUUGAAAGGGAAAAGAAAUAAAAAAUAAUAAAACAAAAAAAGAUUAAAAAAAAAAAAAAGAAAGAAAACCAGAAAUGGAAAUAUAUAACUGCAUAUGAUUGUUUCGCCCUAACUGUUAGUGUGACAGCAGGUGCAGUAAUUGCACCCUCCUCCACCUGCUUGAAUUAACAUUAAACGGCGAGCCAAUCAUAUGAAUCAAAUCUCAGUGUAAAAGAGAUAUCAUUUAUUUAUUGCACCUUGAUAAAGGUAAAAAUUAGAGAAAAGAAAAAAAAAAUCGUCGACAUUCCGAAAUUAUUGCAGCGACCGCAGCGGGAAAAAAAUUCAGGUGAAUUAUUAAAGGGGAAAAAAAAGAAAGAUAAGAAAGAGAAAAAAAAAAGGGGAAAAAAAACUAAGAAAAAGCUAAAAGAAAAAAUAAGAUUAUUCUUUAGGAAAAGAAACAAAAAGUAAAAAAACGAGAAAAUCACGAAACAAACGAAAGACCUCUCACGUCGAUGAGAGAGGAUAGGCCUCGCAAAUUCUUAAGCCAGAAGAUCCUGGCUGAUUAUGGGCAAGUCUGCCUUAAAUAUCAUCAUUUUGAAGCCGUUUCACGAAUCCUUCUUCUCGACGUCCCAUAAAAAUUCUUUUUUUUUUUUCUUCUCUCCUUCUAAAAUACAUUGUUUUUAUUAACUAAUCCUCCCCCUAAUUGACAGAAUCGCCUUUUCGUCACAUGCGGAAAUUCGUAUAAUUAUGUAUGAAUGUUUAAACAACUUGUGAAAUAUACUGUAAUUGUGCUUUA